GGCAAACAUAAUGAUAGUGUUAUUUUUAUUGAAAUGUUUUAAAAGGAGAAAAAGAGAAUCAAAAAACAGAUGAGACAAAUAGAAAACAACUAGUAAGUUAGUCGACUUCAAUCUAGCUAUAUUAAUAAUUCAUUAAAAGUAAACAGACUAAACACGCCAAUUAAAAGGCAAAUAUUGUCAGGUUGGGAGGGAAAAAAAAAACUCCAGUGUACAGGCUGCCUACAGUAGGUUCACUUUGAUAUGAAUACACAGGUAGGUUAAAAAUAAAAAGGAUGGGGCUCUUAAGUGUGUCACCUGGGCCGUCGCCAUGGUAAAGCUGAGCAAAGAGGCCAAGCAGAGGCUGCAGCAACUUUUCAAGGGAGGCCAGUUUGCCCCAGCAGGCUUCCUUCCUCUCGUGAUUUACCUGGGAUUUAAGAGGAGGGCACAUUCUGGAAUGCCUGAACCAACUGUUUCGAGCUUACUUUGGAGAUAAAGGACUAUUUGCUUAUCUGGGUUUGGAAGUAAUCAGUGCAGAGGAACAGUAUGGAUGAGAGAUAGGACACCCAGUUGGGUGGCACAGGACUCUUCUCAGAUGCGUCUGUGGCGGAGUGGAAUGUCCACUGACUUAUUUAUGAUAGACUGUACUAAAACAAAUAUUUUUAACAAUGAUAAAAAUAAAAGGACGAGAAAGGUAUAGCAUACAGAUACUAAUCAAAAGAAAACAGGGGGAGGGACUUCCUAGGUGGUACAGUGGUUAAGAAUCUGCCUGCCAGUGCAAGGGGACGAGGGUUCGAUCCCUAAUCCACAUGCCUCGGAGCAACUAAGCCCAUGUGCCACAACUACUGAGCCUACGCACCACAACUACUGAAGCCCAUGUGCCUGGGGCCGCGUUCCACAACAAAGAGAAGCCACCGCAAUGAGAAGCCCACGCACCCCAACGAAGAGUAGCCCCUCUGCUCAUCACAACUAGAAAAAGCCCAAGCACAGCAACAAAGAUCCAGUGCAGCCAGAAAGAAAGAGAGAGAGAGA
Hippopotamus amphibius kiboko is the source of this 1008-nucleotide messenger RNA. RefSeq names its product mitochondrial import receptor subunit TOM7 homolog. Lineage: Eukaryota; Metazoa; Chordata; Mammalia; Artiodactyla; Hippopotamidae. The transcript has a single exon. The record is from RefSeq and is a predicted model, not a curated record. Gene Ontology annotation, biological process: protein import into mitochondrial matrix. Gene Ontology annotation, cellular component: mitochondrial outer membrane translocase complex. Bases 308 to 472 code for a protein of 54 amino acids.